UGUUCAGAGAGGGAAGAGCUGUAGAGUCUUAGCCGCACAUGAAGCAGCUCUGUCUAUUUUAAACCACACCAGAUUGGAUUCAGGAUAUUUUUAUAUCUCUUGCGGUGUGUAGCAGAUUACAUGUGCGAAGUGCAGCCAGAGCAGAGUUUUAUUUGCUUUUUACUACCUUUUUAUUUUGGAUUUUUCUCCAUCCAACUGUAGUUGAACGUGUGUGUCUGAGACAGAGAGUGAGAGAGAGAGAGUGUGUGUGUGUGUGUGUGUGGGUUUGAGUGAGUCUGCAUGUGUGUGUGAGAGGGAAAGAGGACCAGGAUGAUUGCAGCCCAGCUACUAGCCUAUUACUUCACUGAACUCAAGGAUGACCAGGUUAAAAAGAUCGAUAAGUACUUGUACUCCAUGCGUUUCUCUGAUGAGACGUUACUGGACAUCAUGCAGCAGUUUCGGAGGGAGCUGGUCAAAGGACUGGGUCGGGACACCAACCCCACCGCUGCGCUGAAGAUGCUGCCAACGUUUGUGCGCUCGAUCCCUGAUGGCUCUGAGAAGGGCGACUUCAUUGCGUUGGAUUUGGGAGGCAGUAACUUCAGGAUCCUCCGCGUCCGAGUGAGCCACGAGAAGAAACAGACCGUUCAGAUGGAGAGUCAGAUCUAUGACACGCCAGAGGACAUCAUUCACGGCAGUGGAUCAAGACUGUUCGACCAUGUGGCAGAGUGUCUUAGUGACUUCAUGGAGAGACACAACAUCAAAGACAAGAAGCUCCCUGUUGGAUUUACCUUCUCCUUCCCCUGCCAGCAGACCAAACUAGAUGAGGGCUUUCUGCUAACAUGGACAAAGCGUUUCAAAGCCAGCGGAGUGGAGGGAAUGGACGUCGUCAAGCUGCUCAACAAAGCUAUUAAGAAACGAGGGGACUAUGAUGCUGACAUCAUGGCAGUGGUGAAUGAUACCGUGGGAACCAUGAUGACCUGUGGUUUCGAUGACCAGCGCUGUGAAGUCGGCAUUAUCAUCGGUACUGGCACCAAUGCGUGCUACAUGGAGGAGCUGCGUAACAUCGACCUGGUGGAGGGAGACGAGGGCAGGAUGUGUGUGAACACUGAGUGGGGGGCCUUCGGAGACGACGGCAGGCUGGAGGACAUCAGGACGGAGUUUGACAGAGAGAUAGACCGAGGCUCUAUCAACCCCGGCAAGCAGCUAUUUGAGAAGAUGGUCAGUGGUAUGUACAUGGGGGAGCUGGUUCGUCUCAUCCUGGUGAAGAUGGCCAGAGAGGGCCUGCUGUUCGAGGGGAGGAUCACCCCUGAGCUGCUCACCAAGGGGAAGUUUGAGACCAAACACGUCUCAGCCAUAGAGAAGAGUAAGGAGGGGCUGUCCAAGGCCAGAGAGAUUUUAAGCAGACUCGGUGUGGAGCCCUCAACUGACGACUGCAUCGCUGUGCAGCAUGUUUGCACCAUUGUGUCUUUCCGCUCUGCCAGCCUGAUAGCUGCCGUGCUGGCAGGCAUCCUACUGAGGCUAAAGGAGAACAAAGGAGUGGCACGCCUCCGAACCACUGUUGGCAUCGAUGGAUCUCUAUACAAGAUGCACCCACAAUAUGCCCGUCGUCUUCAUAAGACAGUCCGCCGUUUGGUCCCGGACACUGAUGUUCGGUUCCUCCUAUCAGAGAGCGGCAGUGGAAAAGGGGCAGCCAUGGUGACAGCUGUGGCGUACCGACUCGCCGAACAUUCACGACAAAUCGCCCAAACGCUAUCCGAAUUCCGCCUGACGACCGAACAGCUGCUGGAGGUAAAGAAGCGAAUGAGGAUAGAGAUCCAAAAUGGCCUUUCAAAGAGCACUCAGGACACUGCUACUGUCAAAAUGCUGCCAACCUUCGUACAAAGCACUCCUGAUGGCACAGAGCACGGUGACUUCCUGGCCUUGGAUUUAGGUGGAACCAACUUCAGAGUUCUGCUGGUCAAGAUUCGUUCUGGCAAGAGGAGAACAGUGGAGAUGCACAACAAGAUCUACGCCAUCCCUCUCGAAGUGAUGCAGGGCACAGGAGAGGAGCUGUUUGACCACAUUGUGCAGUGUAUCAGCGACUUCCUGGACUACAUGGGGAUGAAGAACACUCGUCUUCCUCUGGGCUUCACCUUCUCGUUCCCCUGCAGACAGACCAGCCUGGACGCUGGCAUCUUGGUGACAUGGACCAAGGGCUUCAAGGCGACAGACUGUGAAGGAGAAGAUGUGGUGGGACUGUUGAGAGAGGCUAUCAAGAGGAGGGAGGAAUUUGACCUGGAUGUAGUGGCCAUAGUGAACGAUACAGUGGGCACCAUGAUGACCUGUGCCUACGAAGAACCCACCUGUGAGGUUGGACUCAUCGCUGGCACUGGCAGCAACGCGUGUUACAUGGAGGAGAUGAGGAACGUUGAGAUGAUAGAGGGAGAUGAGGGACGGAUGUGUGUCAACAUGGAGUGGGGGGCUUUCGGAGACAACGGAUGCCUUGACGACAUGAGGACAGAGUACGACCGAGCUGUGGACGAUUACUCCCUCAAUCCAGGCAAACAAAGAUAUGAGAAAAUGUGCAGCGGCAUGUAUCUUGGCGAAAUUGUGCGAAACAUCCUGAUAGAUAUGACCAAGAGAGGAUUCCUGUUCAGAGGACAGAUUUCUGAAACACUGAAGACCAGAGGCAUCUUCGAAACAAAGUUCCUGUCACAGAUAGAGAGCGACAGGUUGGCUUUGCUGCAGGUGAGAUCCAUCCUGCAACACUUAGGGCUGGACAGCACCUGCGAUGACAGUAUCAUAGUCAAAGAGGUGUGUGGAGUGGUGUCACAUCGUGCAGCCCAGCUGUGUGGGGCAGGAAUGGCGGCCGUGGUGGAUAAGAUCAGAGAGAACCGAGGACUGGACCAUCUGAACAUCACUGUGGGGGUGGACGGGACACUCUACAAACUACAUCCACACUUCUCCAAGGUCAUGCACCAGACAGUAAAAGAACUGGCCCCUCAGUGUAAAGUCAACUUCCUGCUGUCAGAGGACGGGAGCGGGAAAGGAGCGGCGCUGAUCACGGCCGUGGGCUGCCGGCUGAGACAGGAGAUGAACAAUAAAUAGAAAAUAUCUCUUCUGCCUCACUGUUACACUCUCUCUCCUCCCCUCUGUCCUUUCCCCUCGUCUCCUUCCCUCCUGAAUCAAACCAGUCCAGUCAGUGUAUCUCACUCCAGUAUCUGCUUUAGCUCGUGUACAUGGCUGAGAGAGAGGACGUAGCUUUCUCUGCUGUGUUAUGCAGCAGAAUCAGGCACUGUGUUGUAGUUAGAUUACGUUUGAUUAACCAUUGUAACAAUACCCGGACUCGUCAGGGUUUUUCAGUUUUGUGAUUUCUGAGGUAUAACUUAUCAUAGAGAUGAAACAUGCACAUGCAUCAGAAAAGAGGCCACAUGCUCCUGAAAUGCUCCCAUGAGCUGUUUAUCAUCGCCACCUGGAGGAUUCCUCUGAUAACUGCAGUCUGUUACUACGUACCCAGUGCAACAGUUGCAAGACAGUUUCCAAACACUGCUGCACAAAAUAUUUAUCCUUGCAACAAAGUCAGUAGAUGCAGAGACAAAAAGCACUGUUUCAGGCCAAAGUGACAAAGGUGUGUCUGUUGUUCGCUGUAGGCUACUGUCUGUUUGUACAAGAAGGCAUAAAAUGGAUAUGAGCUCAUAUAUAAAUGUGUAAUGAGAAGAAAGGGAAUAUUUUAGCUUUAAAGUUUUUGAUGUCUCACCCAGAUAUAGAGCAAUAUAUUAUACGUACAUUGUUGCUAUUUAUUUUAUUUUUAUAUCGGGAGAUGAUGAAAAAUGUUACUGUUGCAAUAAGAAGGCACACGGAGGAGGCCAUCGUCAAAGUCCCCUCAGACGGUUUCAGGAUUUAAUGAACCACGUGACAAAAGAGGGACUUCUGCACGAUGCUCGAUCUGUAGGGAAAGCCAUGCCUAAUGUGUAGAUCUGGUCUAAUUUAUGACAAC
Chelmon rostratus (copperband butterflyfish) is the source of this 3955-nucleotide messenger RNA. It is a transcript of the gene hk1, whose product is annotated as hexokinase 1. The coding region runs from base 310 to 3066 and encodes 918 amino acids. Gene Ontology annotation, cellular component: cytosol; mitochondrion. Lineage: Eukaryota; Metazoa; Chordata; Actinopteri; Chaetodontiformes; Chaetodontidae. Gene Ontology annotation, molecular function: glucokinase activity; ATP binding; D-glucose binding. The record is from RefSeq and is a predicted model, not a curated record. Gene Ontology annotation, biological process: glucose 6-phosphate metabolic process; glycolytic process; intracellular glucose homeostasis. The transcript has 21 exons.